Ilex paraguariensis (yerba mate) is the source of this 218-nucleotide messenger RNA. The record is from the annotation of a GenBank genome assembly. NCBI's taxonomy places the organism in Eukaryota, Viridiplantae, Streptophyta, Magnoliopsida, Aquifoliales, Aquifoliaceae.
ACAUGGGAAAAGAAAUGGGCUUCAUCCACAACUGGGCUGAGGUUGGACCAGCCCCUCUCAUUUCACGUCUAAAACCUUCAAAUGCUCCCAAAUUGGACACCAUUGCUGAAGAAGGAUCUGAGAGUUUUGAUUUUGUACACAAGAAGGUGUUGUUUCUUCUUCCUGUGUUCCUUUCUUUUAUGUCCUAUUUGGUGAUUAACAGAUAUGCCAUUGUUUGA